Molecule: messenger RNA, 1350 nt
Organism: Tetrahymena thermophila SB210
Lineage: Eukaryota; Ciliophora; Oligohymenophorea; Hymenostomatida; Tetrahymenidae
Product: tubulin/FtsZ family, GTPase domain protein
Exons: 1
Biological process (GO): mitotic cell cycle; microtubule cytoskeleton organization
Cellular component (GO): cytoplasm; microtubule
Molecular function (GO): GTP binding; structural constituent of cytoskeleton
Source: RefSeq, a predicted model, not a curated record
AUGUCUAGUAUUGUUUCAAUUGCAAUAGGAUAAUGUGGUAUUUCAAUAUAAGAAAAACAAUGGAUAACUCUGCUUUAAGAGUAUGGGAUUGAUGAAUACGGAAUAAUCAAUAAAUUGGAAAAUGAUAAAAAAUUAGACUCAUAUUUUUAUGAAGUAAAAGAAAACGUUUACAAGCCUAGAGCUCUUUUUACAGAUUUAGAUGAUCAUCGUAUUAAUUCCUUGCAGAAUGCUGGUCUAAAAUAACUAUUUUAAGGAGUACCUACAGUUUAUUCAAUUGAUGGUAGUCAUAAUCUGUUUGCAAGGGGAAUGUAUUCAGUAGGAAGUUAAUUAAAAGAUGAAAUUUAAAACUAAAUUACAUAUUUAUUAGAAUAAUGUGACAGUGUAGACUCUAUCUAAAUUUAAAACUCAUUAUGUGGAGGAACAGGUUCUGGGUUAGGUAGUUUAAUAUGUGAUAUACUAUAUGAGGUUGCUCCAUAAUACAUAACUAACAAUCUUGUGUAAUAUCCAGAUUUAAGCACAUCAAGCUAAAUGAUACUAGAAAAUUAUAAUACUAUCCUUGGUUAAAGUAGAUAAGAUGCUUUAACAUUAACGUUACCCUUUUGCAACUAAAAUUUAUAGUUUUUGAAUGAUGGCUCAUAUAAAAUUUAAAAAUAAAAAGGAUUUGACAAUAUAAAUAAUGUUAUAUCACAAAUUCACCCACUCAUCACUAGUGGAUCGAGAUAUCAUGGCUCAAUUAAUGCAAGCACUAGAAAAAUAUGUACAAAUAUAAUACCUUUUCCAAGAUUAAAACAUAUGAGUAUGAUCUGCUUACCUCUUAAUUAUUACAAAUAAAAAUAGUAAACAUAAUUAGAUUAUAUAGAAAUGAUACAUGAUAGUGUUAAUUAAGAAUAUUCUUUUUUCAGUAAGGAUACAUUUAAAAUAUUGUGUUCUCAUCAUAUGAUACGGGGAGCUGAUAUUCAUUAAGAAGAAAUAGAAUCAGAGUAUAAUAAAUUAUACAGAUCAAAUAAUAUUAUUGCAACUGAUUGGAUACCAAAUUCUUGCUCAAUUUCUUAUUGCAAUGUUCGAUGUCAAUACAAUUCAAAAUUAAUUUUUUCUAUAAUUUCAAAUUAGAAUAUAGCUCGGUACUUUGAAAAAUACACUUAAUAAUAUUCAUAACUAUUUAGAAGAAAGGCAUAUUUGCAUUACUAUCUAUAAGAAGGUAUGGAUGAAAUGGAGUUUACAGAAGCAGAAUCAAAUUCUAAUGAUUUAAUAUCUGAAUAUUAACCAUGUGGAUACUAUGGUGAAUAUGAAGAUUAAGAUGAAGAUGGGUAUUAUGAUGAUGAUUAAUAAAUGUUAAGUUAUUUUGAUUGA